This is a messenger RNA of Hydatigera taeniaeformis, 2103 nucleotides long. The record is from the annotation of a GenBank genome assembly. NCBI's taxonomy places the organism in Eukaryota, Metazoa, Platyhelminthes, Cestoda, Cyclophyllidea, Taeniidae.
AUGUCGCUUGUUUCUAGUGUCGAUGCUCUGGGGUGGAGUAUCCAUGAACCUGAUAAUCUGUUGCAACCCAAAAUCGGGUUCCCUUGGCCGGAGAUUCGAAAACCCUAUUUCCAUGGCAAGAAGUUUAUAAUCCAACCAGUAGACAAGGCUGCAAAGGAACUCUACGUUUUAUUGGAGAAAUCCAAUAUCAAUAAGCGCAUUUUGGCGUUGUCCACUGGCAAUCAUGAGCUAUACAUGAGUAGAAGGAAGAGCGGUCAGUUACCUCCAUCUGGCAGUGUCGGUGCACCUUCCAUGCGUGCUCAGCCUCAGUUGCCGCAGCAGCCUCAACAGCAGCAGCAGCAGCAACAACAACAACAACAGCAGCAGCAGCAGCAAAGCACUCAAUCUGGCAUUGAAGAAAUAAUCGCUAACUUCUCUCGUGCAAACCCCAAUUUCUUCUACUCGUUUUUAGAAAAUCUGCGUGCGCAACAGCAACAACAGCAACAGUCUCACUAUCCGCAACCAACUUCUCAAUCACAAAUUUUGAGUGGACAGGUUCCUCAGGCUUCUGUGUCUCGGUCCCGCUCUCCUACUCAUCAUCAGCAGUCUCCUCAGACCGGUGUUCCUCGUCCUUCUAGUGACUCCUUGGGCGGUAUUGGAGGUCAAUCUGCCUCAGGUCGGCCGGGCUCUGCAGCAUCGGCUUCAUUCAGUCAACCCAGGGUAGGCGCUGGCAGCGGUAGUAGUAGCCUCAAGUACGGCGGGAGUGGAAGUCAAUCUCAGCAGCAGACCCUACCAGAGCAGUUGGUGUCGGCAGCAGCAGCUGCGGCCGCCUACCCUCACCGACCUUCCUCUUCAGCUUCAGCCUCCCUUCGAUCCUCCACUACUGGCUCUGGGACUGGGUAUUCCGUUUUGUCAGCCAAUUCUGCUCAGUUUCAUCCAACCUACGCUGCAGUUGCUGCAGCCUCGCACAUGGGCCAUAAUGACAAUCUCCAGGAUCUGGCACGCGGCAGUGGGCAGUCGAUAAGCAGCGGAGGCAGAAUGCCGCCAUCAAAGCGACCUCGUCUUGUCUCCUCAUCAGGAUCCUCUGGGCCCCCUACAUCAGUACCACCUUCGUCUUCGCCUUACCUCCCCCAAUCCUCUUCCAUUUCGCGUCAACAGCAGCAACAACAUGAGCUAUUGAAUAGACAGUUGUUGCAAAAUGCUGCGAACAAUAAGACAGCCAUUCUGGCUUUGUUCACUAAUGUUGCUCAACAACAGCAACAACAACAGGCUGCGGCUUCUGGAAGCAGGGUCUCGGUUUCCUCGGGCUACUAUCAACCUUCAGAGCCUUAUGCACCAAGAAAUGUUGGUCAGCGGCAGCCUGGGUCCCAACUUCUAGUUUCAUCACCAAAUACCUUGUCACAAUCAUCCUCUUCGUCUUCUUCGUCGUCGGCUGCGGUAGCAGCAGCUGCAGCUGCAGCCUACGGUAAUUUGGCGGUAGCAGCGGUGGCGGCGGCGGCGGCUCAACAACAAGCUGUCUCUUCUGCCGCCGCAGCCGCUGCUGCCAACAACACCGGUGUCUAUCAACAACAGGCGGCUGUCGCGACUGCAGCUGGUAGAUCGGGUUACCUCCACACUGCCUCCUCCAACUCUACUGCUUCCUCCCGUGGAGGCUACCGAGGACAGCCACAACAAUCCCAGCAAAUCACUAUUCCAACGGGCGGUGGUGGUGGAGGAGGAAGUAUGAUUUACCAUACCCAUAAUACCACGCACACCAUGCCGGCUGGUAGUGGAGUGCUUCGACAGCAGACUAAGGAACCUGCCUACCAUCCACAGGUUGAGGCAAUAUCCCCGGCUCCGGAGGAGGCGAGGUUGCUGGACACAGUGGAGGCGAAAUUGCAGCGCGAGCGCGAGGAGACGCAACGUCGCCUCCACGAGAUUGAGGCGCGCAUUAACAAGGAAGAGGGUCAUCUGCGCUACCUCAUGGACCGCGAGUCUAGUCUCACUGCUGACCUAAAAAGUGAGACUACCGCCCCGCCUCCAAAUCCCCAUCGCACAAAAGCUCUCUCCGUUAAUGAGAUGGAAGAUGAACGCGCCUAUGAGAACCCUGUUCAGGUGGGUUGCCGGAGUACCUUUAAAAGUUGA